Molecule: messenger RNA, 1696 nt
Organism: Prorocentrum cordatum
Lineage: Eukaryota; Dinophyceae; Prorocentrales; Prorocentraceae
Source: the annotation of a GenBank genome assembly
ACUCGUCCCGUCCCCUCUGGGCUGGUCGCCGUCGUCGUCGCCACCGCUCCUCCCGCCCUCCCGUCCCCCCGAUGGCCAGCCUUUGUGGGUCGGGCGGCCUCCCGUAGGCCCGCGGGCUCAGCAUCGGCCGCCGUCGCCGCGCCGCGCUACCGUGCAGUGCCGCCCAGCGCUUUCCGCAAUGGCCGCCCUCGCCCGCCCCGCGGUGGUCCCUUGCGGCCACGUCGGCGCCGCGGAUCUCGGCUGCUUCGGGGCCACGGAUCCGUACACGGAGGCCGCCGCCGAGCUCGAGGCCACCGAGAAGCUGAUCGCCUGGGCGGACGAGCUCGGCGCCCAGCAGCGCCGCUGGGCCGCUCAGCGGGAAGAGCUGCUGUCUCGGUGCCUGGCGGGGCAGCGGGCCCGCUGGCAGGCGGGGGCGGCGCAGGCGGCGGCGCUCGGCCAGGCGGCGGCGCUGCUCCGCUCCGCGCACCAGGCGCGCAUGGGCACCCUGCGGUGCGCGCUGGCGGAGGCACAGAGGCUGCUGCGGCGGGACGAGCGCGAGGCCUCCUGGCACGCCGGGGAGCUGGAGGGGGAGGAGGCCGCGGCCCUGCGCGUGGAGCGCCACCGCCUCUCGCGCGAGCGCAGGGCCCUGGAGGAGGAGCGGGCCAGGCUCGCGGCCGGCGCGCAGGCGCGGGAGCUGCGGCUGGCGGCCCUGGCCCGGCGGGAGGCCGCGCUCCUGCAGGAGAGCGGCGAGAGGCAGCGGCUGGAGGCCGCGCGCCUGGAGAUCGAGGCCGAGCGCGCGCGCCUGGCGUCGCUGGUGCCCGACGUCCACGCCGCCGUGCAGACGGAUCGCCCAGAGGCCGCGGCCGCGAGCAGCGCUGGCUACAGCGGCGACGGCUUCGAGAGCGAGGGCGCCUACACGGACGACUUCGAGGCGUCGUCCGAGGAAGCGGAGGCCCUCUCCGAGAGUCGGGCCACAUCGAGCAGCCGGGCGCAGACGCCGUCAGCGUCGCGGACAAGCGGGAGCAGCUCGCGAGCCCGUUCUCAGGCCGGCGGUCGUCGCGGAGCUGGCGCGGGGAGCUCCAGCUCCGCGUCGGAGCACGUCGCCACGCAGAGCUCCAGCUCCGUGUCGGAAGACAUCGCCAGAUCUCGCCGCGGAGGCGCUAGGAAUUCCAGUUCCGUGUCCGAGGACAUCGCCACCCAGAGCUCUAGCUCCGCGUCGCAGGACAUCGCCAGACCCCGCCGCGGAGGCACGAACAUCUUGGAUUCCGUGUCGGAGGACGUUGCCACGCAGAGCUCCAGCUCCGUGUCGAAGGACAUCGCCAGAUCUCGCCGCGGUGGCGCGAAUAGCUCGGACUCCGUGUCGGAGGACGUCGCUGGCUCCUCGGGAGCGAGUCGGCGAGGCCCGAGGAGCCCGAGCUCGGAGUCUUCAAGAGCUCGUGGCCAGAAGCAGGGAAGCUCGAGCUCUGUGUCCGAAGACAUCCCCCGCUCGGUCAGGAGCGUGACCGAGAGCGUGGCCAGCAUAUCUGGCUAAUUGAGUGCACAUGCGAUCUCUGUUGAGCGGAGGAGAUUGAAAAGCCAGACGGCUGGGGUACCUGGCUCUCGCCACUCCUGCUCCAUCGUGCACCUCAUGGGCUCGUCAUUCUGACCCGUCGUUUGAGGGUUCCUUGGUUGGGAGACCGCCUCCAGAAGCCAAAGCCGUGAACACUUUUGCCUUCAC